AUGGAGCUGGAAAUCAACUGCUCUGAAUUCUGUGACAGUUUUCCUGACCAGGAGCUGGAUCGGAGACCCCUCCAUGAUCUUUGCAAGACAACCCUUAUUGACUCACAACACAGCAGUGCAGGCGUCUCUCCGCUGUCUCCUGCCCUCUUGGGGGUUGUUUGGACUUUUCUCAGCUGUGGGUUACUUCUGGUGCUUUUCUUUCUUGCUUUCACAAUUCGCUGCAGGAAGAACAGGAUUGUGAAGAUGUCCAGCCCCAAUCUGAACAUUGUGACCUUACUGGGCAGCUGUCUGACUUACAGCAGUGCUUACCUUUUUGGGAUUCAAGAUGCUUCAGUGGGGAAUUCAAUGGAAGCGCUCGUUCAGAUGAGACUGUCCAUGCUGUGCAUUGGGACAUCCCUUGUGUUCGGCCCUAUUCUGGGGAAGAGCUGGCGACUCUACAAGGUGUUCACCCAGAGGGUCCCCGACAAGAGAGUGAUUAUCAAAGACCUGCAGUUGCUGGGGUUGGUGGCAGUCCUGGUGGUAGCUGAUGUUAUCCUGCUUGUCACGUGGGUGCUGACUGAUCCCAUCCAGUGCCUCCAGAUCCUUGGAGUGAGCAUGAAGGUGACAGGGAGAGAUGUGUCCUGCUCUUUGACCGACACACACGCCUGUGCUUCGCGGUACUCCGAUGUCUGGAUUGCUCUGGUUUGGGGAUGCAAGGGACUGCUACUGCUGUAUGGUGCUUACCUGGCUGGCCUGACCAACCAUGUCAGCUCUCCUCCGGUGAACCAAUCCUUGACCAUCAUGGUCGGAGUCAACCUCCUGCUGCUCACCGCGGGCCUGAUUUUCGUGCUCACCAGAUACUUGCACUCCUGGCCCAAUCUAGUCUUUGGAUUCACAUCUGGAGGGAUCUUCAUUUGCACAACCACUGUGAACUGCUGUGUGUUCCUUCCCCAGCUGAAGCAAUGGAAGGCAUUUGAAGGAGAAAACCAAACAACCCGACGCAUGGCCAAAUAUUUCAGCACUCCUAGCAAAGCCUUCCACAGCCAGUUUGACGAGGACCAGAACGGCCACCUGAGGGAUGAGAAGAGCUGCAUGGAGAGGCUUCUCACAGAAAAAAAUGCAGUAAUCGAAAGCCUGCAAGAACAAGUCAACAACGCCAAGGCGAAGAUAGUAAAGCUGAUGUCUUCAGAGUGCUCCUACGACUCCCCGGAGUGGACUGUCCCAGCUGCAGCCUCGGCCCAUGGGCUGGCAGUUCAGGGACCUUCAGAAUACCCCACUGCCUCUGAGAAUGCUGUCGGUGCAGCUGCCGAGGACUCCCUGCAUGCCUCCGUGGCCUCCCAGUACCUGGAAAGCCCUGGAGCAUCUAAAAGGGACGAUAGUCCUUCCGGAGACCAAAAGGAUAACGUGACUUUGAAACAGUUCUGUGAUCAUUUGGACAGGGGUUGCAGCCCAAAGUCACAGGCUGAACAAAGUGAGGGUCCAGAAAGAGGUGAUCAGGGACCCAUGACACCCAGCCAGAGUUUCAUGGCUGAUAGAGUGGGGUGUGACCCCCAUAGGCCCAGGCAGAAUUCAGAGGAACUCCCAGAGAGGCCACCUCGGGUCAGUUCAGUGGUCAGAGAGAAGCUUCAGGAAGUCCUACAAGAGCUGGACCUGGGCCCCGAGGCUCCCCUUUCCCCACUACCUUGUUCCCAACAGCUUUGGAAGAGCGCCACUUCCCGCAGUCCCCAGAAGCUGUCUCCAUCUAAACUGGGUUUCAGCCCAUAUGUGGUGAGGAGGAGACGGGCUGCCCAGCGGGCUCGCUCCCACAUCCCUGCCUCGGUGGCCCUCAAUAUGGGGCAACAGGCAAAUAGGGCGGUUUCUGGUGCCCAAAGCGGGCUGGUUGAGCAGAGCCGGGACAGCCCCAGGCUGGACCACCAAAAUGCGAGGUCCAAGGUACCACGGUCCUCUUCUGUAAAACUGUCACCACUCUCAGAUCCUCCCCAGAGACGGAGUGCCCUAGAGGGUAACAAGCGAUGCCAGCCCGAGCCUCAGGGGGCUGGAGGAUGCGAUGUAAGCGUUCCUUGCCAACCUUCUGCUUUUGCCCCACGCCCACCCUCUUCACCAGGUCUGCCCAGGCACCAUCAGUCUCGACUCCUAGCGUCCCCUGGAUAUCCUGCCUUGUCCUCUGGGUGCUACAACCUGGACAGUGAGUCCAGCAGCUCAGACGAAUUCUUUUGUCGCUGCCACCGGCCCUACUGUGAACUCUGCUUCCAGAGCUCUUCAGACUCCGGUGACAGCGACACCUCAGACAGUGACCUUGAGCAGCCUUCAGGACGAGCCUCCUGGGAAAAGCUGUGGUCCCGCUCCAAGCCUGUUGUGAACUUUAAAGAUGACUUGAAGCCCACACUAGUGUGA
Messenger RNA from Chionomys nivalis (European snow vole), 2373 nucleotides. It is a transcript of the gene Gpr156, whose product is annotated as G protein-coupled receptor 156. The transcript is spliced from 9 exons. Gene Ontology annotation, molecular function: G protein-coupled GABA receptor activity. The record is from RefSeq and is a predicted model, not a curated record. Bases 1 to 2373 code for a protein of 790 amino acids. Gene Ontology annotation, biological process: gamma-aminobutyric acid signaling pathway; G protein-coupled receptor signaling pathway. Gene Ontology annotation, cellular component: membrane; G protein-coupled receptor heterodimeric complex. NCBI's taxonomy places the organism in Eukaryota, Metazoa, Chordata, Mammalia, Rodentia, Cricetidae.